AUGGUAAGGGACAACAAAUGUUGUAUACAAAACUGUCCAGGGUUACAUAAAUCUAGGUUUAGCGUCCCACAACGUUACUUCAAUGAAUGGCAAGAAGAAAUCGGAACAUUUUUAACCAAAAGAUCAAGAAUUUGUGGAGCUCAUUUUUCUAAAAAUGAUAUUCACGAUACUUGGAUUUUCGGUGAAGGGUCAAAUCAGUAUUCGGUAAGUUAUUUUGAUAGAGAAAUGAAAAAGAACAAGAGGAAAAUUCUUCUUCUUAUCGACAACUGCACUCCACAUAAUGCACCACCAAAAUUGGAUAACAUUCGUGUGGAAUAUUUCCCACCUAACUGCACAGCUGUACUUCAACCUCUCGACCAAGGUAUCAUCAGAGCUGUAAAAUCACGCUACAGAACCUUUUUGUUGCGUCAAAUUGUAUGCGAUUUGGAGAAAAAUAUCCAAAGAAAAUGCAAUGUGAAGGAAGCUAUCGAAUGGAUAUGCGGAGCUUGGGAUGAUAUCAGUCAAUCAACAAUAACUAACUGUUGGAAACAUGCAGCCAAAGACGCCAAUUCUGUUUCAAAAACGUCGCUUUCUGACGACGUGAAUUUAGAAGAUUAUCUCGGUGCAGAUGACAACGUUUCAACAUGUUAUGAACUAACCGAAGUAGAUAUCGUUCAAUCCAUUAAAGACAGCAAAGAUGAGGCCACCGAUGAAAGUAGUGGAGACGAAGACGAAGAAGCUGUGAUGGGAAAUUAUGUGCGCAAUGUCACUUCAUCAGAAGCCUUAUCAAGUUUGGAAGUAAUGCGAACAUUCAUUACAUCACAGAGUGAUGUACUAGACUUCAUCUUUACAAACAUUCACCAACUACAAAAUUAUUUACUUUCUAUUAAAACAGCAAACCUUCUUCAAAAGAAAAUUGUUGAUUAUCUAUAA
Molecule: messenger RNA, 912 nt
Organism: Metopolophium dirhodum (rose-grain aphid)
Lineage: Eukaryota; Metazoa; Arthropoda; Insecta; Hemiptera; Aphididae
Product: tigger transposable element-derived protein 6-like
Exons: 3
Coding region: 1-912 (303 amino acids)
Cellular component (GO): nucleus
Molecular function (GO): DNA binding
Source: RefSeq, a predicted model, not a curated record